UGUGCUGACGUGUCGGCUCCUGCUGCCCAGUGCUCAUGCUCCAGCAGCAGCAGCGGAGUCAAUCCAGUCAACAGAAACUGCCAGCAUGGCAGCAAAACACGUUUACCGACAGGGCUUUUUAUUACUUUUAUUUAACUUUAUGUCAGCCGCAGCCCUGGAGAGAAGGUUCUCCGACAUUAAGAGAUGCGCCGAUAAGGAGUGCAGCAUGCUGCUGUGUCGGGGGAAAGCUGUGAAUGAUUUCUCAGGACCUGAUUGUCGGUUCUUGUCUUUCAAGAAAUCUGAAACCAUCUAUGUAUAUUACAAGCUGUCAGGAAGAAGACCUGACAUAUGGGCCGGAAGUGUUGGAAGCCACUUUGGCUAUUUCCCAAAAGACCUUCUGGCAGUUAACCACAUUUAUACUGAUAACGAAUAUGAAGUUCCAGCUGAGGAAACAGAUUUUGUCUGUUUUGACACUGGAUUUGACAAGUUUGAUAAUUAUGAUGUAGAUUUGCUCCUUGGCUUGUCAGCAGGGGAGAAUGAUAGCGAAAACAACAAAACAUCUUACCAAGUCCAAGCAGCAGAAGCAAUAGAAACAGGAGAAGUAGCUCAGAGUGAAAAACAAACUGAGCAUCAUGAUAACUUGGAGGAGCUUCAUAAAGCCCCUGAUGAUCAAAGUGCCUCUUCAGCCGUUCUUGAUCAGUCAGCUGAAACACCUUUACAAAACACAAUGGAGUCCAAUGCAGAAGUUGCACGUGAUGCUACAGAAGCUGAAGAGGUUAAGGAAAAACAUGUACCAGAGUCUGUCCCUGAAAACUUGUCAGAAAAGAGUGAAACCAAAGAUACACCCGCAAAAUCGGAAGUGGAGUCUGUGCCCAAAGAUGAUUUUGUUUCAGAAAGCGAACCAGUCUCAUCUUCUGAAGGAGUUCAAAUCCCUGAGUUGAAAACUACCAUUGGUUCAACUUUUGAUGCCAUCGUCACCGAUGAAGAAAUCACCGAGAAAAUUACCCCUUAUGAAGAAGAGGAGGAGAGUGUAGACGUGGAAAACCAUCCAGAAAGUGGCACUAAUGUUAAAGAAGAAACUCCACUGUUCUCUUUUUCAGAAGACUCCAUCAAUACUCAACCAUCUGUGGAAAUCCCCAAGUUAAAAACGACCCUUGGGACAACUUUCGAUGCUGUGAUCACAGAUGAAGACACCACCAAGAAAGUUACCCCGUAUACAGAGGAGGACAGUGAAGAUGUGGAAGACCAUCCCGAAAAUAAUAGUGAUACUAAAGAGGAAACUCCACUGCUGUGUUUUUCAGAAGAAUCCGUCAACACUCCAGCAUCUGACUCUAUUAAAAAGCCUGAAACUCCACUGGCGACACCUGAGGAUAAACCAAAGACAGCAGAGGAGAAGAACGUGUGGACAUCACUCGGAGAUGCUGUGUUUUCAGCUGUCACUGGAGUAGACAUAACCACACAAGAAGUGAAUUCAGAACAAGAGGAAGAUGAUGAUGAGCGAGUGCCAAUCCCUAAGUUAAAAACUACCCUUGGGACAACUUUUGAUGCUGUUGUAACAGAUGAAGAAAGCACCAAGAAAGUUACACCAAAUCCAGAAGACGACAGUGAGGAUGUGAAAGAUCAGCCCAAAAAUGAUAGUGAUACUAAAGAGGAAACGCCACUGCUGUCUUUUUCAAGAGAAUCCUCUAACACUCCAACACCGGAGUCUCCUAGAAAUCCUGAAAGUCUGCCAUUGACACCUGAGGAUAGACCAAAGACAGCAGAGGAGAAGAAUAUGUGGACAUCACUCGGAGACGCUGUGUUUUCAGCUGUCACUGGAGUAGACAUGUCAGCAAAAAAAGUGAAUGAAGAGGAAGAUGAGGACGAGGAAGACGAGGAGGAAGAGGAUGUAAAAACCCAUGAUGAAUCACUCUUGGUAAAAUCCCCAGAGAACAUGGAGCCAGUUCUUCAAGAUUCUUUGAAUUCUACAUCUGAUAAUUCUGAUGUGAAUGAAGGCACCAGUGACUCAGAGAAAGUUUUGUCUGAUAAGAAUGAAAAUGAUGUAGAAGUUACUGGACAUAAGGAAGCUCAGGAUGAAACCAAAAAAUCAGCAGAGGAUCAAAUAGAGCAUCUAACAGAGGGGAUGAGAAUAUCCACGGAGCCACUGCCACAAGAUAAUAAUUUAGACAACCAUGAGGCUGAAGUAACACAUAUAAAAACCACACAUGAAGCCACUGAAGACAAAGACGAGCAGGAGGUUCCCAAGGAUUCAGAGAUUACUGAAGACAAAGACGAGCAGGAAGUUCCCAAGGAUUCAGAGAUUACUGAAGACAAAGACGAGCAGGAGGUGCCUAACGAUUCAGAGAUUACUGAAGACAAAGACGAGCAGGAGGAGCCCAAGGAUUCAGAGAUUACUGAAGACAAAGACGAGCAGGAGGUGCCUAACGAUUCAGAGAUUACUGAAGACAAAGACGAGCAGGAGGAGCCCAAGGAUUCAGAGAUUACUGAAGACAAAGACGAGCAGGAGGAGCCCAAGGAUUCAGAGGCCACUGAAGACAAAGACGAGCAGGAGGUGCCCAAGGAUUCAGAGGCCACUGAAGACAAAGACGAGCAGGAGGUGCCCAAGGAUUCAGAGGCCACUGAAGACAAAGACGAGCAGGAGGUGCCCAAGGAUUCAGAGGCCACUAAAGACAAAGAUGAGCAGGAGGUGCACAAAGAUCCAGAUGUCACUGAGGAUAAGGCAGCAAUACCAGACAGUAUUACUGCUGCAGAGCAGAAAUUAGACAGUGCAGUGGAUGAAAAAGAAAACAUGACCGAAAGUGAAAAACACCUCGACUUGUCCGCUAAUGAGAGGUCCAGUGACUCAGACCUCAGAGAUGAUGAUAACAUAGUAAAUGACAGCCUGCCUAAUCAGAUACCUGAUGAUUCAAUGACAGAUUUAGGAAGUAAUAACAGUCGAGCAGAAUCACCUGUUGAUGAGCCAGAGAUUCAGGAUGCACUACAUACAAGGGAGAUGAUGGAAGAAGAUGAGACUCCAGAUGCGGAGGAGGGGAACGAUGAAGAGAGAGAAGAAUUACUUGAAGAUGAAAACGCGCUUUUGUUCUCGCAGUCAGACAAAACCUUGCCUGAAACAAGUCCGCCUACCGUGUCACCUCCAGAGCCAGAAUACAGCGAAAGCGUAAUGAGAUUGACUCUGCUGUGGGAUCACUUCACAGAGGAGAAGAUGGAGCAGGUCCAAAAGCUUCUGGGUCUAAAAAAUCUCUUCAAACUGGAGGCCAUGUUCAUGGAUCUGGACAUAGAGUUUCAGGCUACCCGUCAGUCACAGACGGGUACUACAGAGGACAUUGAAAAUGCGCUCGAAGGCAUCUUGGAAGCCUCUGAGAACACUAUCUUGGACGAGAUUGAGAAGAUGCUUGAUAGCCGGGACACUAAACACGACUAUGAUCACCAUAUGGACCCAAGUAAUUUGGAUGAAGAAACAGAAAUACUGGACGACUUUCAGGAGCUGGCUUUCAGCCUGCGGCAAAAAUAUUCAACAGCCAGUGACAGCACGCCUUUAGCACUAGAACUGUCAUCAGACACUGAGAAAGAUGAACAGGAAUUGAAUGUUAAAGAAGAUGUGCUACACAUUGCUGAGGAAGAAUUGGACAAAAUACCAAAGGCCGAGAGCGAUGACAACCUGACAAUAACGGAUCCUGAAGAAAAGCCAGCUGAGGUUGAAGAGGAACAGCUGGUUAGACCGGACGUUAGUGUGGAGGAAGAUGGUGGACACUUUAAUAAAAACAAAGACAAUCCGCUGAGCUUCAGCACAUCUGAUGAGAUGCAAAAGGUGCCUCAAGCCACCCUGGAAAAUGCCUUCGACAUGGGCCUUGGUGUUGAGGUUGAACACUCACCCUCAGGGUCUAUGGACUCCAUGGAACCAGUGUCCGAAGUGCACGAAGAAGAAGUGGGGUUAUUCUCAACAGGGCUUGUUUACACGGGCUGCAUCCUUGCAAUGAUCACGAAUAAAACUGCAGAGUGGAGCACUGUGAUGAUUUCAUUGCUGCCAGAAGAGUGGAAGCCAGGAGAAACUUUGUUUGGCUGUCCUUGGCAAGCUGUUGUCAUCACUGCUUUGGUUGGAGUAUUGACCUUCACCCUCUUCUUCUGGAGGACUGUGCUGGCAAUAAAGAAGAAAGAGUACCUCGUGGAUGAAAAAAGACUCAGAGAGCAAAUCCAGGUGCACAAAAAGGAAAAGGAUGAAGCUCUCGCCAAAAUGGCUGAACUCCAGAAACAGACUGAACAACUGAAAGAAAAUCAAAAACAGUCAAAGGAAACUGUUAGUUGUACAGUGAAAAAGAUGCAAGAGCUAGAGAGUAAAGUCUUACAGGCUGAAACAUUGAAUAAACAGAUGGCCGAGGAAAAGGACAAAUACGCACAGCUACUGGAGGAAGAGCGGGCAAACACUCUCCAAAAUGAAACCAGAAUUGAGAAAUUAGAGAAGUUAAACGAGAAGCUACAAGCUAACAGGAAAAAGAUUCAGGAAGCGCUCUCUAAGACUACUGUUCUCCUGGAUGAAGCCAAGAUUCGGGAAGAUGCCCGAAACGUUCAACAAAAAUGUCUUGAAAAAGAGUUUGCUGCGUUAAAGGACGAGAACAAAACACUGAAGGUCACCAUUAAAAGCUGGGAGGAAAAACACACAGAGCUUAAUGAGAAGAUUAAAGUCUAUCAGAAGUCCCAGAAAGAACUGGAGGACUCUGUGGUGCUCAAAGAUCACAAUGUGGAGGUGCUGUCUGAACUUCUGUCUGACCUGGAAGCUUGUGAUUUACAAAAAGGUGACACCAAAGUUUUGGCCAAUGGUGAAGUAGCACCUGUGUCUCUUACAGACAAGAAGACGGCCGUAAAGAACAGAAUCAAACAGAUGAUGGAUGUUUCUAGGGUUCAGACCACUCUUGCUGUAGUUGAAGAAGAGCGGGAUCGCUUCAUGACAAAACUACUGAAUGAAGAGAAGUCCAGGAAGGCAAUGGAAGAGCAACACCAGGAGCUUGAACAUGCAAUCUCAACCCUGAAAAGUGAGAAGAGCCACAUUGAAAACCAGUUCAAGAUCCUCCAGCAGAAAAAUGAAAUCAUGGUCGAAAUGUAUCAGCAGAAGGAAAAUGCCCUGCAGCAGAAAUUAACGAAGGAGGAGCUGGAGCGGCGCAGCAAAGAGAAUCUGCUGUCGGAGGUUGGAGGGAAAGCUGUUGAAGCUGAGGAGCAGGUUAAAAUUUUAAGGCAGCGCAUUAAUGAGAUGGAGGACCAGAUGAAGAAGACUGAGGAAGUCUACAAAGAGCAGAUCAAAGAGCAGGAGAACAAAACUCACUCAAACUGGGUGAACGCUCGUAAUGCAGAGCGAGCUCUAAACCAAGAGAAGCUCGAAUCAUCGAAGCUUCGUGAAAAAUUGGCUGUACUCACCUCUCAGCUCAAUGAGCGCCGCGCUCCUCUCUUCAGACCAAACUCUGGUCAGCCUGCAGGCCCUCGCCAAGGUGACUCAUACGGGCCCUCUCCUGUGAGUGGGGGUGCACCAUCCCCACCUAUAAUGAUUGAGGGUCCCAGGCGUCCUCCUUCUGCCCCAGUUGCACGGAGAAUUGACCCGUUUGGUCCUCGCCCUCCAUCAGAUCCCCAUGGUCGUUACCCUGAAAAACACAUCUCUGGGAUGGACAUGAUGGGCCCACGUAGCUCAUCUCCAGCCAACUUGGAUGCAUCUACGCAAGCAGUAGAUCCACAGAUAAAAACAGAGACUAAGGCUGAGGUCACCACAGAGAAUCCAGAGGCAGGUCCAGGAUCCUUCAUAGCAUCACCAAUCAGGGACUCACCUGGACCCAUGGUCCACGGACCUCCACCUGGUCCUGCACCCUAUGAUCCAAUGCUCCCUCCUGGCCGUCUGCCACCACCCAUAGCUUACAGACCACCGCGACCUGGCCCAUAUCACCUCCCACCUGGCCCUCCUCUUCUUCAAGGUCCUCCCCUACCAGCUAAUGGACACCCAGGUAUGCCCCUGCCUGGACCAAUGGGAGGAGAGUUUGGACCCCCCAAUGGACUUGCAAUUCCCCCCAGGCAAGGCCCUGGCCCAGGCAUUGAUCCCCGGGGUCCGCUCCCACCGCAAUUCCGUCCCCCUCCACCUCAUCACUUUGGACCGAUGCCUCCUCCACAGGGUGUCCGUGGGCCCAUGGGACCUCGUCCACCCUUCCCUCCUGACAUGCGCUUCCCAUUACCACGUGACCACCCUGGCCAACCUGUGGACCUGCCUCUAGGUGCCCCGCCUCAUCCAGCACAUCCUGGUGAUGCUUAUGGCCCGCCUGCACCCGAUGCCCUCCAGAACUCUGUAGCCGCUCACAGCGUCCCCAGACAAGACCUGCACGUGAAGCAGGAGGCCCCUCAGGACUCAGCCAGGCCAGAAAUGGUCAAGCCUUAAAUAUGCCACCAGCUAUGGCAGAGGACUCAAACACCCCCGUUAACUAAACCUGUCACAAUAACAACCCAGAUCCAGUACAAACAAAGAUCAUGAUUAUUUUCAUAGUCAGAUGCAAAUGUUCUUACAGCGAGGCCCGCAGAUUAAAGAAUGAUCAGUUAUGUCUGAAAUGUGAGCUGAAAGGGUUGCCACUUUUCUAAACAGCCUGUGCAAUAACACUUCGUUUUAUGCCAGAUUUUCAUUUGUGUUGAUCUUUAAGAAAAUUAUAUAGCUAUGAUUUUUAAAGGGGCAGUUUUUUUUUAAAAAAAAUGUCAUUUCCUGUGGAAAUUGUUUUUUAAAAUUGAGAAACAGGAGGGAGGUUUAGCUUCUAGCAUUUCAGGAAUACCAUGAUUUUUCCCAAAGCUCUUGCUUUACGUACAAAUUUCAAAGCAAAUGUGUAAUUUGACGGCCAGAUGUAUAACUUAUUUUACUAUGUUGGUAGAACUUUUAUUAAUAAAGAAUAUAAAAGCUGUGUGUGGUACGUUAA
This is a messenger RNA of Maylandia zebra (zebra mbuna), 6908 nucleotides long. RefSeq names its product MIA SH3 domain ER export factor 3 (gene mia3). Gene Ontology annotation, biological process: protein secretion; vesicle cargo loading; endoplasmic reticulum to Golgi vesicle-mediated transport. NCBI's taxonomy places the organism in Eukaryota, Metazoa, Chordata, Actinopteri, Cichliformes, Cichlidae. The record is from RefSeq and is a predicted model, not a curated record. Gene Ontology annotation, cellular component: endoplasmic reticulum membrane; endoplasmic reticulum exit site. Gene Ontology annotation, molecular function: protein binding.